UGUCUGGAACCUGAGGCAAGUCUGGUGAUGAGCUCUGGCUUCCCUUGGAGAACAAUGAGCCCAGCAAUUGUCACCUCUGGGCAUUUCCUGGAGUGUAUACAUGUCUUCAAGUUUGGGGAGGCGGCAGGGGAAAGAGUCCUUUUUCCGAGGGCAAAAUGGUGUUGGAAUGGAGGAACCUGGCAAAGGUGUGGAUCUUAUAUGAUUCAUAAAGCUAGGUAUAUUCCCUGAGCUGUCAAGUCGAAAGGAUACAUUCAGGCAUAAUAUUUCUAACUGUUAACAACUUUAAAGAUCCCCCCCCCCCCCGUAAUUUCUGUAACAAGCUGGUUCUAGGUUCUUCUUAUUAUCUUCUUUUCCAUAGACGCAACUCAUCAGCCUAGAUCACUGGCAUUCCUUCUCAUCUUGUACAUUGCAACAGUAUUUUUUUAUAAAGAGGGCCAUGGAAGAAGACAAACCCUCAAGUCCUUCAUCUGGAGUGGGAUUGAACAGGAUGGAAGAAUUCCUCCCAGGUGAGGCCCUUUCCGUGUGUUCUUGUGGGUCACAAAGCUGCUAAGGGGUCAGGGCUGUGAUAUCUUCCUAUCUCCUGGUAUGCCCCAUGGAGAGCCUCAAGGUCCAUAAAUAGCAACACCCUAGUGGUCCCAGGCCUAAGGAAGUUAGAUUGGCUUCAACCAGAGCCAGGGCCUUUUCAACUCUGGCUCCGGCCGGGUGGAACGCUCUGGCUCAUGAGACCAGGGCCCUGCAGGAUCUGAUUUCUUUACACAGGGCCUGUAAGUUGUUCCGCCUGGCCUUUGGCUUGGAGCCAAUUUGAUUCCCUCCCCCUCUUUCUUUUUUCUUUUUUCUUUCUCCUCCUAUGAUGAGGCAAUAUUUUAAUGUUUCAAUAUUUUAAUCUUGUUCUUAGGUUGUAUUCAUUCAACUUGUUUUUUAUUAUUGCUUGUUAGCCGCCCUGAGCCCAGCCUUGGCUGGGGAGGGUGGGGGAUAAAUAAAAAUUGUUGUUGUUGUUGUUGUUGUUGUUGUUUAUCCUGUAAGUGGCCACUUGUGCCCGAAAGGCCAGCUUCAUUUUAUGCUGCCUUUUGCUGCUCCUGAAAUUCCCUUUACAGUGGUGCCUCACAAGACGAAAUUAAUUCGUUCCGCGAGUUUUGUCGUCUUGCGAAGCACGGUGUCGGGAAAGUUUUGGAAAAGCUUCAAAAAUCACCAAAGUCUUUAAAAACCUCAAAAAAGGCUACCACACCGCGUGCUAUGAGUUGCUCCUCGAAGUCAAGUCGCAUCUGUAUUAACGGUGUUAAGAAAAAGGAAACAAACUUGCAAGACGUUUCCGUCUUGCAAAGCAAGCCCAUAGGGAAAAUCGUCUUGCGAAGCAGCUCAAAAAACAAAAAACCCUUUUGUCUAGCGAGUUUUUUGUCUUGCGAGGCAUUUGUCUUGCGAGGUACCACUGUACUUCCAAUCCAUCACUGUUCCUUCUGUCCUGCUAGAAUUCUGGCUUAAUUUUCCUGGCUAUUUAAUAUGUAUUUUCCCUGUUGAUGGUUAGGGCUGAAAGAAAAGUAAACUCAUUGCAACAUGCUUUUCACUCGUGGAGGAGGGAAGUUGGGAAGAAGUAUAAGUAUAAGGAAACACUUUACACUUUUGUAUUUGCACCUUCUGCAGGUUAGCAUCCAACUUGCCAGCUCUCUCUAAAAUAAAGUUUCUCUCUUAUUUCCAGCAGAUGAUAUGCUGGAGUGGAAGACUGAGGGAGAAGGAAUGGAGGUUGAAGUGGAAGGAGACAUCUUGCGUGAUCAGGAUGGAGCAAGGGAGAAACUGGGAAAUGAGAGGGCUCAGUGUGUAUCUGAUCUGGAUGGAAUCUUCACUGAACAAGAAGAUCCAGACAAGGGGAGUUAUGGUGCUCAUCUGAGAAUCUGUGGGGAAGGGAAGCAGUUUCAAAGCUCAAAACUUGGGAAAAGUGGCAGUCACAGCAGAAAGACUUCUGAAUUGCCGUCACUCAGGACAAACGAGAAACGAUAUAAAUGUUCGGAGUGCGGGAAGGGUUUCUAUCGGAUUGCAAGCCUAAGCUUACACAAGACCUUUCACGUGCCCUACAAAUGCAAUGAAUGCGGAAAGUGCUUCCAUCACAAAUCAAACCUGGGAUUGCACGAAAAAGUUCACCAGGCAAUGAGGUCCACAGACUGCGGGAAGAAACCUCGCAGAACUCCAGACAACUCGCAACAAAACCAAAGAAUGUAG
Messenger RNA from Podarcis lilfordi (Lilford's wall lizard), 2211 nucleotides. The record is from the annotation of a GenBank genome assembly. NCBI's taxonomy places the organism in Eukaryota, Metazoa, Chordata, Lepidosauria, Squamata, Lacertidae.